AUGGGCCAGCUCUACUGGGAAGAGGAAAGAGCUUUAAAUACCGCAGUCUUCUCUGUCAUGAAUGACGCCAAGUCCCGCGGUUUCCAGCUGUGCCAAGGAGGCGGCGCCCGCAGCAGCAAGGCAGCAGCUGUCCCCGCCGGAGACUUCGUCCAGAGUCAGGCGGGACGGCUGGUGGGCUGGCGCUUUGUGGAGGGCCUCGCACCGGGCGCGCUCGGGUGGCACCACCACCGCCGGGUCCCCGUGACGCCGCCGUGCAGGGCGCCCGGCCCAGGUGCCCCCGGGCGCGCCGGGCGCUGUCCGCUCAGAGCGGCUGCCGCGGCUCCCGGCGCCCGCGGGAGGGCGCGGGGGGGAGGGCGGGGAGGGGAAUGCUCCGGCCGGGGGCCUCACCCAGUCUCCCGCAUCCGGAGCCGCCCCGCGGGCUCCGCGCAGAGGAGGGAAAGAGGGAGGGGCGGGGAGGCUCGGUGCGGGAGGAGGGAGCGCGGGGCGGCGCCGCUCGCGGCCACAGCCUCCGCCCCUCCUGCGGGCGGCUCGGCUCUCCUGCACCCUCUCCGGGUCCCUCGCGCCCCCGCACGCUCUCGAGCGCGGAGGGGAGCGCAGCCCGCGCGGAGGGCAGCCGCAGCCGCGCGGAGAGGAGCGCAGCCGCGCGGAGGGGCCGGCGGGGGCGCGCUUGCAGGGCGCAGCUCGCGCCGGCGCUCGCGGGCGGGGACGCGCGGGGGCUCCUCGCUCCGGCAAACGGCGGCGGCGCUAGCGGAGUCCCGCCGCGAAGAUGCUCAAAGUCACGACGCCCUCGUGCUCCGCCUCGUCCUGCUCCUCGGUCACCGCCACCGUGGCCCCGGGACCCGGGAGCCUGGUUCCGGAUUACUGGGUCGACGGCUCCAACAGGGAUGCUCUGGGCGAUUUCUUCGAGGUGGAGUCGGAGCUGGGACGGUGGACAAAAAAAUCGUAAGAACUGAGAUAGGAGUUCUUCUUCGCCUCUCACAUCCAAACAUUAUAAAACUUAAAGAAAUAUUUGAAACCCCUACAGAAAUCAGUCUGGUCUUAGAACUCGUCACGGGAGGAGAGCUGUUUGACAGGAUUGUGGAAAAGGGAUAUUAUAGUGAGCGAGAUGCUGCGGAUGCUGUCAAGCAGAUCUUGGAGGCGGUUGCUUACCUACAUGAAAAUGGGAUUGUCCAUCGUGAUCUCAAACCAGAGAAUCUUCUCUAUGCGACUCCAGCACCAGAUGCACCACUCAAAAUCGCUGAUUUUGGACUCUCCAAAAUCGUAGAACAUCAAGUACUCAUGAAGACAGUAUGUGGAACCCCAGGGUACUGCGCACCUGAAAUCCUUAGAGGCUGUGCCUAUGGACCCGAGGUGGACAUGUGGUCUGUGGGGAUAAUCACCUACAUUUUACUUUGCGGAUUUGAACCAUUCUAUGAUGAGAGAGGCGAUCAAUUCAUGUUCAGGAGAAUUCUGAAUUGUGAAUAUUACUUUAUCUCCCCCUGGUGGGAUGAAGUAUCUCUGAAUGCCAAGGAUCUGGUCAGAAAAUUAAUUGUGUUGGAUCCUAAGAAAAGGCUGACUACCUUUCAAGCUCUCCAGCACCCGUGGGUCACAGGUAAAGCUGCCAAUUUUGUACACAUGGAUACGGCUCAAAAGAAGCUCCAAGAAUUCAAUGCCCGGCGCAAGCUCAAGGCGGCGGUCAAGGCCGUGGUGGCCUCCUCCAGGCUCGGCAGCGCCAGCAGCAGCCACAGCGGCGUCCAGGAGGGCCGGGCCAGCCGGGAGCCGUCUCCACCUCAGGGUGGCGACGGGGGCGUCCCAGGGGGCGAGGGGGCCCCGGGGGCAGCCGAGGGGGCCGGGGUGGAGCUGCCAGAGGUGCAGGCGGGGGAGGAGGUCAGCGGUGCUGAUGGAGACGCCGCGGCCCCCAGGGUGGAGCCCCAUGCAUCCGAGGAGGAGAUGGAGGAGGCCGGCCCGGAGACGGAGGGGCGCCCGGCGGAGGAGACGCGGGGGCCCCCAGGCGCCCCCGCAGCCCCGGAAGGACGGGAGGAGGACCCUGCCCUGGAGGUCGGAGCUCAGCAGGGUGACGCAGUCCUGCCGGAGGACUAGUGGCUUUCUUCCUGUGUGGGAGCCAAACCCUGGCAGUUUGUGCGUUUUGUCCUUCAGCAAGGAAGGUGGAAGCAUGAUGUGCACUAUAUUGUGGUUCUGUUUCUGAGGUGCAAAAAAUACAUGUGUGUCAGUUGGGCAUCCUAACUUCAA
Molecule: messenger RNA, 2229 nt
Organism: Bubalus bubalis (water buffalo)
Lineage: Eukaryota; Metazoa; Chordata; Mammalia; Artiodactyla; Bovidae
Gene: CAMK4
Product: calcium/calmodulin dependent protein kinase IV
Exons: 12
Coding region: 1-2079 (692 amino acids)
Biological process (GO): protein phosphorylation
Molecular function (GO): calmodulin binding; calcium/calmodulin-dependent protein kinase activity; ATP binding
Source: RefSeq, a predicted model, not a curated record